This is a messenger RNA of Dicentrarchus labrax (European seabass), 7341 nucleotides long. RefSeq names its product hippocalcin-like protein 4. The transcript is spliced from 4 exons. The coding region runs from base 175 to 750 and encodes 191 amino acids. The record is from RefSeq and is a predicted model, not a curated record. Lineage: Eukaryota; Metazoa; Chordata; Actinopteri; Moronidae. Gene Ontology annotation, molecular function: calcium ion binding.
AUCUUCUUCCAGAGAGAGAGGUGAGUUAACGCGAAGGUUAUUUUACAUGAGGGAGGAACUGUUUUGGACCAAAACACUGCCGUGAGAAUAGCCGCAAAGCGAAGAACCGGCGUUUGUUUCACAGCUGUAAGGAGCUUAUUCUUCUUCCAAACAGUACAGGAGAGGUGAAGCAUCAUGGGGAAACACAACAGCAAGCUGGCUCCAGAGGUCCUGGAUGACCUGACCAAGAACACGGAAUUCAACGAGGCGGAGCUCAAGCAGUGGUACAAAGGCUUCCUCAAAGAUUGUCCCUCCGGCAUCCUCAACCUAGACGAGUUUCAGCAGCUCUAUGUUAAGUUUUUCCCAUAUGGUGACGCCUCCAAGUUCGCCCAGCAUGCGUUUCGGACAUUUGACAAGAACGGCGACGGGACCAUCGACUUCAGGGAGUUCAUCUGCGCCCUGUCCAUCACCUCCAGGGGCAGCUUCGAGCAGAAACUCAACUGGGCCUUCAAUAUGUACGACCUGGACGGAGAUGGAAAGAUCACACGCAUGGAGAUGCUGGAGAUCAUCGAGGCCAUCUACAAGAUGGUGGGCACGGUGAUCAUGAUGCGUAUGAACGAGGACGGGCUGACCCCGCAGCAGCGCGUGGACAAGAUCUUCUCCAAGAUGGACAAGGACCACAAUGAUGAGAUCACCCUGGAAGAGUUCAAAGAGGCGGCCAAGUCCGACCCCUCCAUCGUCCUACUGCUGCAGUGUGACAUGCAGAAGUAGAGAGAGAGGGAUGGGUGGAGAAACAGAGGGAGGGAGGGGAGGGAUGGGGGAAGAGUUGAACUGAAACAAGAGAAGGAAGGAGGAUGGGAGAACAGAUGGGCUGGGGAGGAGAGGGAGGGAUGCAGUUUGGGGAGGAGAAGGAAAUAGGGAAGCUUUUCUCCCUUUUUUUUUUUUUUGAGGCAGUGAUGACGGGGAAUGAGCUAUGUUUGGAACACAGUGGAAUCUCUGAUUGAUGCCAUUCUUUUCUUUCAGACCGUCCCGCUGUGCAGUACACUCCUGCAGCACUCUUGCUUCAGUCUAGCUGGGUGUCUUUACAAAUCCAAUCUGAUGAUGUGUGAAUUCCUGCAGCUCAUUUGGCACAGACCUGAGAAAUAUGGGAUUUACAAAAGGAGAUAUGUAUAAGUGACACAGCCAGGCUCUGUGCCUAGCGUGUGAGAUUACAAGACUGCAGGGUGACUUAACUACAAAGGUCUGCUGUCUUUAUGUAACACUUGCACAUUGUAUAAUUGCAAAGCAGGUUGCUUCCAACUGAUGUAAGUUAACACAGAUUUCAGUGGCCAUGAAGAAAAUAUAUUAUAGUCCCCAAUGACACUUCAAAGGAAUAGUUUUGGGAGAUAUGUGUAUGUGCUUUCUUUCUGAGAGGUAUAGAAAAAGAUUGAUACUCUGAUAAAUAUGAAACACUAGCACUCAUAUUUUGAGACAAAACACCGUAAAAAGUUAAAGAUACAUUUGACUUAAAGCAAUAUUUAUUUACUUUUUCAAAUUGUCUAUAGUGAUUGCAAAAAUAUCGUGAAUUCUUGGUGAUCUGAUAUUGUGACAGCCCUCGCUGGUUGCCUGGCAAACUCAUGGUUCAAGACUUGAGGAGGUCACUGCUCCCAACCAAGAAAUAGUCUGGCUCAUAACCUCUGAUAUAACUGCAACUUGUCAUAUUUUUACCUUUGGGCGGAGCUAACUGUUUCAACCUGUUUUCAGUCUUUAUGCUAAGCUAAGCUAAUGGUUCUCCUGGCUCCAGCUUCAUAUUCACUGUACAGAUAUGAGAGUGAUAUUGAUAUUCUCAUCUAACUCUUGUCAAGGUUUUAUAUUACUUUAGAGUAAAUUCUGUCACCCAGGAUGCUCAUUUCAAAACAAACCCACAGUGUUUAGUAGCGGUGCAUCAUGGGAUAGUUUGAAAAAAAGGAUGGCAUCAAACCAACAAAGGGCCUGUUGAAAUGAACAAUACCAUGACCUGUGUGUUAGUUUGUGUUAUGGUGUCCAUAUGUGUGUGUGAGUAUGAAUGUGAGAAUGUGUGUGUGUGUGUGUGUGUGUGGACAUUCUACAAACUAAAUACACUUCAUGAACCCAGAUCAAAUGUCCCCCACCCCUUGCGUGUGUGUGCAGUUGCAUUCAUUAGUUCCCCAACAGCCGCAACCACAACCAGUUAAAGCACUUAAAGAAGAAUUUCCGAUAGAUUACAGCACGCUGUCCGCACGCGUCUCGCUCUGAGAGCGAGGCAGGCAGUGAUGAAUGUCUCAGACGGCUGCCUCCAGCAGCAUGGUGAAGCAUGCUGAUGUGCUGCUUAGUGACUUCUGGCUGCCCCGAGAGCUUUUCCACACAUGCUGACAAAAUCAAUGUCUCAUCAAAAUAAUUACAUGUGUUUUAUUAAAAGGACAUGCAAUUAAGUUACAUAGGCAUGGCAAGGAAUAAUGUAAUGUGGGCUUUCUCUAGCAAGUGGACAUGUUCUCUGCGUGGCUCUCUUUGUGAUUACUUUAGGUUUAUUUGAAUGCCAGCUUCAGUUUCAGUGGGAGGGGCUACAGGAAGUGUUAAAAUUGACAUUAAUAAUAGUAUAUAAUAAGAAUAAUAAUAAUAAUUAUUAUUAUUAGGAGAAGAAGAAGAAGAAUGGCAAGAAAUCACUUCAUCAGCCUUACAUAAUUAAGGCCACCCUUUGUAGAAUUUAUGUUUAUAGUCCAAAUUCGUUUUUGUCUUUUUUUGUGUGGAGACAAGUUGAUCCUUUUUAAAUACUACACAUUGUGGUUUUAAAGCCCAUUUAAUGGCAGAUUUUGUGCUUUCAUUAGAUAGCGACAGGUGAAGAGGCCGACAGGAAACUUAUGCCAGGGAGACAAGCAACAAGGGAAUCGAACCAGUGAUCGCUGCGACCAUGUGGCCCACGCUGUUACCACUCAGAUACCAAAAUUAUUAGUUUAACAUUAACAUUCAAAAUCCUAGCUAAUGAGCUUCAUCGGGACUGCGAGUUUGUACUGCCAUACAAAUGUUGCUCAUCUGUGAUUGGUGGACAGAAAUUAAUGACAUCGGCAUUUUCCUCCAGAGACCCGCCCCUUUUUAAAGCACUGAGAAGAGCACAGUGAAAACAGCAUGGACAGAAAACUAAAAUUAAAUAACCAAAUCCUUUUUAACUUUGACAAAAAAUAUUUAAAGCAUGAAGCUGACUAACAGUAAAAUGUGUUGAUUGACUUCAGCGUAUAAGAGACCUAUCUAAUUAAUGAUUAUUUUAAAACAAUGCAAUAACUCAUUCUUAUGAGUUAUUGCAUUGUGUCAUUAUUCGCAAUUAUUGGAGUAAGUUCAUUAGUUGUAACAGAGCUAAUUAACAAGCUAAUUUAUUAAGAAAUUGCUGUUUCUAUUCCUGGUAUUAUUUAAUUUGGCUGAAUUUUGAAAGAGACUUUAACUAAGUCACAACGUGGCUAAAUUAUUAUGUAUAAAACAUCUGCUUUGUGUUCUCUAUUGUAAAGUAAAACAAUUAGUUUGGGCAACAUUGGACUAACUUAACAGUGUGACACAGUAUAUGUGAUUAAACAGAAGCAGAAACAGGGAAAUAUGCAGAAUAAUAUGAAACAUGAUCUCGCUUCACUAAAAAAGACCCACAAUUUGAGCCAGAGAACGAGCCGGGAGAACAGCGCGGAGCGGGGAUAAUCAGGGCAGUAAUUACAGGCCGUAUGACACAAACGGUAUUUCUCUGAAAGGCCAAACCUGCCUCCAUGAUUCAUUGUUGUUUCACAUGAAAAGCUGAAAUAGCCAUCUCUCCUCUUCCUCUCCCACUGUCCCGCUCUCCCACCCUUUUGUCUUCUUCCUCCCUAAAUGUCAGAGAGGAAGCGCUUUGAUAAUAGGUGGAGGGAGAGGAACUUUGCUGAACUCAGCUCAGAUCUAAAAUCAAUUCGAAAACGAGUAAAAGGUUGAAGAGGAAGCCUGGGUGGGGUGCGCGUGUACUCAUCUGCUUGUGAAUGUGAACGGUAGUGGAUAACUGCACAGUUCACGCCAGUCAGUAAUUCCCAGCUUGUAGCUUAUGAUCACAACAUCGAUGUAUUCCAUUGGAUCAGCGGGCGGACUUGAGCUGGAGGUAUUUGCUACAUGUCUACAAGCAGGCAGAGGCAUUUAUGCUCAGCACGUUGUUGUUGGUGCAGUAUCCACCAAACAUUGCAUUGUGUGGUGUAAUUACUGACACUUACCUUCAAAUCGAAAUUGUUCAUUUCAAUUCAGAGUCCUUUGGCCGUCCCUGUGGUCUCUCAGGAGGGGUCGUAGGGGUGUAGAAGUAAACCUGCUCGGUCAGUCGGCGUCCAUGCGCCUGUGACACUGUGGCACUUCAGUCUCUGUAACCAGGAGGCAUUCUGAGAAUUCUGAUUUAAUACUUCUUCUACUAAAAGUAUAAGAGUAUGACGUCCCGUAGUGAUUCAGUAAGGGACAGUGCAUUUUAUUUUUCAAUACUGGACCAUCCUGUUAAUUAUGGAUAGUUAGAUGAUACCACUGUCGCAUCUGUCCAUUAAAUAUGAAGUUACAGCCAGUUAGUUUAACACACAGAUUAAAAUCAGGCAGGCAGAUUUAGAAAGCUAAGCUAACUGCGCCCUGGCUAUAGAUAUCUAUAGGCAUAUUUGGCAUACAACCUUGAGAGAGUUAUCAAUCUUCAUAACCUAACUCUCAGCAUAUUUACCAAAAUGUCUAUUAUUAUGUCUUUUAGUCAUAGUGACGAACCCCCUUAACAGUCCUGCAUUAGGAACUCGGACUCAUUGAGGCAGAUCAUUGCAUUUUUCCUUGUGAACAAUUCAAAAAUGUCAGACUUUCUGACGUCUCUGCAUUGCAGCAAAAACAUUUGACUUCUCUCCUAUCAGCAAAUCAGAUUCAUCUCCUCCUUCUCACCCAGCCAAUGAGCUCGCUCCCUCCCUACAGCCGAAGAACGAGCCUCCAUUGUGUGAUAAUGUAAUGAUAAACCUACAUGUACAUUAUGAUACGACUGUAAUCGUAUUUAUGAAUAUAAACUAAUAUAAUAUGUAAAUGUACCACUAGCUUAGACCUAAUUUCAUAUGAUGACACAGCUACUGUCUGUGUGAAUGUGUGUGUGUGUGUGUGUGUGUGUGUGUGUGUGUGUGUGUGUGUGUGAGAGAGUGACAGAGUGAGCCUGAGUACUAACUGUGAGUGCUUGUGAAAGCUGUGUGUGUGCUGUAUGUCGGGACACUUUUGCAAGUGUUCACAUGUGUUUUGUAUUUGUAUCAUUUGUGUAACAAAAAGAUGCCUCAGUCUAGUUAAACUUUGUAAAAAAUGGAGUGUAAGUCCUCACACUGAAGCACUGAGUAUUAUUACCCAAACCUACACUUGCUUUUGUGGUCCGCUGGUAUACGGUAUGUACUGUCUCCAAUAUGGGACGUGUCGUUUCGUUUGCUGUAGCCUACUGUUGCAGUUCUACAAAUAAUACCCACAUAUAGACGUUAUGUUUCACCAAAUGGCUUUGAGGGGUCAGUAGCCAGCAGGGUGGGCGGAGGGGGGGCUUUCUGAAAUGGAGGUUGUUGAGAAGUUGUUGCCAGAAGCAGCCUGAGGUGUGAGGAGAGAGGUGUCCGUGAUAAAUAAAAAAAAAAACCCCAACCCUGUCCUGUGUCACAGUGUCACCCAGUGGAUGGAGGUAUAAUGUCACACCUCACAACAACUCAACUACUGUACAGCUCCCCUUUGUUUAUUAUGUAAUGAACAUGCCUCGAGAUCAUCAAGUUAGAUGAUGCAAACAACUUGAUUAGUCAUUGUUCAGUCUUACAGUCUUGUGUUUCUGAAAAGAAGUGCAGCAAUCUGAACGUGGAGUGAGAUCAUUUUACUUUUUUCCAAGGUAAAUUUGAUUAUGUUCAUUUAAACAGAGACCAACAUAAGUAAAACAAACUGAUGAAGAGGCUGAGCCUUUCUUAUGAUCUUAUUUAUCUUAUUUCUUAUGAAAUGGGGGUGUCUUAAGAAAAGAUGCAUGGAAGUAAAAAAUAACUUACAUUUGUGGCCGGGAUCAGAAAGAUGAGUGCAAAUGAAUGCUCUGCUUGAUGUGUAAAUAGACAGUUCUCUGCUACUGUAACACAAUCACCAUAACAGCUUUAUAAGACAAUGACAAUGUUUGUUUUUAACAAACCCCAAGUGGCAAAAAAAAAAAAAAAAAAACUAACGCAGCUUUAAAGCCCCCUAUAUAGUAUGUUGGAUUUGAACAUUUCUUACUUUAGCUACUUCUAGAAUCACAAAUGACAGCAAGACACAAAUUUCUACUGGGAUGUCAGACAGCAUUGUUAUAUUUGAGGCAGAUAAUCCCUGAAAAAAAUCAGGUCCCUCUGGCUCCUCCUACUGCUCCUAAUGGCAUUUGCAAGAAUCCACAGCAAAAACAACCAAUCAGAGCUAAAAAAAGAUAUUAGGUAUUUGACAACUCAAAAAUCUAAAAUACGACAAAACUUUAUUUUUCUAAAAGUUAGCUACUGCAGCUUUAAUGCAAUUGUCUUUUUUUCCAAGUCACUCUACUAGCAGAUUUGUUUGCACGUAUUUUAAGAAAAACAAAGAUGUGAGAUUAAGGUCGACAGUAGCAGAAUGAAGGUCUUGCAAAUUGUUUGCAGUGUGCAAAUGGUCGCCCAUACAGCCCCAUGUGUUUUGCCGCCUCUUGUUUUGACUCACUAUAUCAUUGUCGCAGACUCGGUUAAUCAUCCUGUUCUACGCUGAGCGCUAUGCGGUAAAAACAGUUGAUUAGAACAGAUUGGCUCACAAAGUGGCUUCACAAUGUGUUGAUCUCCGCACGCCUCCACUUAUUAGAUUCUGUCCAUCCUAAUUAGCGCUGGUUCAGAGCAAGAGAGAGAGAGCCACUUACCUCCCCCGAGAUUGUAGACACAAUAAAUGUUUUGUUUUUGGUUUUGUUGUUUGCUUUCUCACCUUUUCAUGCAGUGUCCAAUUCAAAACUACACAGACAAAAAAAUCAGCAUUCACUCUGUAGAUUUUAUGUGCCAAAGAUGGGACUGUGUCACGUGAGUAAACUGAAACAUGACUGCUGUGUCGGGUGGAGUUAAACAUGAAGUGAUGCUGUGUUGAUCACAUGUGCUGCAGUUCAUCAGCUGUCAGUCUCUGGACAGACGCGCUGACCUGAGCUGUGUGACAUGAAUAUCAACACGGAUACUUUUAUUUUAACCGGGGAUCAUUUGUGCUUGAUUGUGCAAUAUAAUUCUAUUCUUCAACAUUUCUCUAUGAUGUUCAUGUAAACGUCUCUUUGUCCCGUCUGAUGAUUUUGCCUUUGUUUUUGUUUUGUUUCUCAAUAUUGUUAGGCUCCUAGAACAAAGACAAUGUAAUUAUUUUUGUUACAUAGAAUAAAACACAUGGAUGUCGGGA